Molecule: messenger RNA, 9360 nt
Organism: Eremothecium sinecaudum
Lineage: Eukaryota; Fungi; Ascomycota; Saccharomycetes; Saccharomycetales; Saccharomycetaceae
Gene: VPS13
Product: membrane morphogenesis protein VPS13
Exons: 1
Coding region: 1-9360 (3119 amino acids)
Biological process (GO): protein retention in Golgi apparatus; late endosome to vacuole transport; protein targeting to vacuole
Cellular component (GO): extrinsic component of membrane
Source: RefSeq, a predicted model, not a curated record
AUGUUGGAAUCAUUGGCAGCUGGUCUAUUGAACAGAUUUCUAGGUUCUUAUGUUGAAAAUUUUGACCCAAAACAACUAAACGUUGGAAUAUGGAGUGGUGAUGUGAAGUUAAGGAACUUAAAAUUAAGGAAGGAGUCUUUAGAUGCUCUAAAUUUACCUAUUGACGUUCUAUUUGGGUUUUUGGGUGUAUUGACUUUAUCAGUUCCUUGGUCUAACUUGAAGAAUGAGCCUGUUAAGAUUGUAAUCGAAAACGUAUACAUGAUAUGUUCUCCAAGGGAUGUUGUGAAUAUAGAUCCAGCAGAGCAAGCAGAAAGAGAAUUAAGGUCGAAACUUCAGAGAUUAGCUAGGCUUGAGGCAAUUACUCAAUCCAGGUAUGUUGCAAGUGGGGGAUCAUCAAAGAAUCUAUCAUUUACACAGUCACUAUUGACAAAGAUUGUUGAUAACCUACAAGUCAAGAUUUUAAAUAUCCAUGUGAGGUAUGAAGACACUAAAUGUAUUUUCAGUGAGAAACCAUAUACAUUAGGAGCUACUUUAAGCGAAUUGUCUGCGAUUUCUACUGAUUCCAAUUGGAAACCUAGUUUUAUCUCGAUUACCCAAAUUAUUACACACAAAUUGAUGAACUUGGAUUCGAUCUGUGUUUACUGGAACACCAACUGUAAGUCUAUCUUAGAUGAUGAUCAGAAUGUUGUCAUAGCCAAGUUAAAAGAAGCCAUUGCUAGCAGCAAUGAGAUUCCUGAGCAUCAGUUUAUUUUGCGACCAGUGUCUGGUACAGGAAAACUUACACUUAAUAAACAAGGGUCUACAGAGGAACAGGCACAUAUUGUUGCGCAAUUAUUCUUUGAUGAGUUUGGAGUAGAGCUAGAUGACUGUCAAUACCAGGAACUUUUGCAUACCAUAUGUAGAUUCCAUUGGUAUCAAAAAACGUUAAAAUACAAACAAUCCCGACCCUCAUUUAGUCCGAUGGAAAACCCAAAAGGUUACUUUAAAUAUAUCGCUGAAUGUGUGUUGUCAGAAACCCAUCAGCGGAACUACAGAUCAAGUUGGGAGUACAUCAGGGAGCGUAGGUUGAAAAGGAACGAGUAUGUUGAAUUAUGGAAGAAAAAGGUAAGAUUGGGCAAUGUCGAAAAUCCACAAUUGGAAGCAAAGGAUGAGGAGGCAUUGCUAAAACUUCACAAGGAACUAGAUUAUGACGAUAUUAAAUUUUUUAGAGCUCUCGCUAGGCGUGAGUUUGCGAAGGAUAAAAUGAAGGAAGAGUCAUCUCCUGAACCUACUCAAAAGACUGCUCAAUGCGGCGGUUGGUUUUCCUCAUGGUGGGGAUCUUCUUCUAACACAAAUAGUAGUGAUGAUGACCUUUCCAUUACUGAAGAGCAAAAGAAGGAAUUGUAUGAUGCCAUCGAUUUUGAUGAAAACCAAAGGGUGCUGGAUGCCAUAGACCUCCCCAGGGAUAGAGUGAAAAUGAGGAUUACAAGUUUAUUGAAUAAGGGAGCAUUGGUUGUAAAACACAGGUCAAAACAGUAUAACCUAUGUGAAGUGAUAUUUGGGCAAUGUGCAGCUGAGUUCUUACAGAGACCGGACUCUUUUGUAGCGAAGUUUGAAUUACGUGAAAUGCGCAUAGAGGACGGUUCACCAAACACAUUAUACAGACAUAUUUUAAGUGUUAGUGACUACCAAAAAGAUCGCAUAGGGUCCAGAGUCUCUUCUGCCACGGAACCAUUUUUCCAGGUGUUUUUUGAAAAUAAUCCGUUAGAUGAGUCCGCUGAUACCUACUUGAAUAUUAAAUUAGGCUCCAUGCUAGUAUUUUAUCAUACUAAUUACUUGAAUGAGUUGUUAAAGUUUUUCAAUCCUCCAAAAAAGCAUUGGGAUAUUAUAACUGCUAUUAUGAACGCGGCAGAAUCUACUGUUGAAGGAUGGACUACCCAAACUAGACUAGGACUCCAAGCAUUGUUAGAAGAGCACAAGACUUUGAAUCUGGUUUUUGAUGCAUCAUCUCCUACCUUUAUCGUGCCACUAAAUCCCCAAGAAUGGUCUUCACCUUGUGCUGUGCUAGAUGCGGGUGAAAUGCAUAUUGAAAGCGAUCUAGUCCCAAAGGAAAGGAUACGAGAAAUAACAAAUUUAAGUGUCCAAGAAUAUAACAAACAACCCUCAGAACAAUUGAAGCGAUUAAUGUUCGAUCGGUUUCACUUAUAUUUGAAGGAUACUCAAUUCUUAAUUGGGCCAGAUAUCAAAUCUACAAUUUCAAGUUUAAGCAUAAGGCGCAGGGAUAACCAAUUCUGUAUUCUAGAUAGAAUGGAGCUUGAGUUUAUUUUUGACGUGUCCAUUUUCCCAAAAGCACUAAAUCUCCCCCGAAUGAAGACUUCUGGUAAGCUUCCAAACUUGAAUUUGUACUUAAAUGACUUUCAGUAUAAGAUAUUGAUGCAAUUAGCAGAUAAAUGUAUUCCAACAUUGAGUGAUGUGGAAGAAGUCGGUGAAGAGACACCAGAAGAUUACGAACAAUUCGUAUUUUUAGAUGAGUUUAGGCAGCAAAGGCUAUCUGAUAGAGACAAGGAAGUUGCAAUGUUGCGUCAAACUGAAAGAAUGUUGGAACAAAUGAAUCCUGCAGAAUUAAAUCAAUCCGUAUUUGAACUGGAUUUAAAGGUGGAUUCUGCUCAGUUGACCUUAUUAAAGUGUGUUGAUGGUGCAACUAUGAAAUCACAAAAGCUAGUACAAUUAUACGGUAAAGAUUUGUUAUUGGAGAUGAAGACUAUGGCAAAGGAGAUGCAUCUAGAUUUGCAUUUGAAAUCUUUGGACCUUGAGGAUUUCAUUGAAUACUACAACAUGCCAGAGUUUAAAAAGCUGAUCACAUCCUAUAAUGUUUCGAGUGAUGAAACCAAAGAUUUAUUCCAAAUGAGCUAUCAUAAAACCCAAAGAAUAGUAAGAUAUGCAGAUACCUUAAUAGAAGUCUUUGAUCACGACAUCGAUCUAACGAUGGCAGGUUUAAAGUUUGUUCUAUCACCGAAAUCAAUUUUGACGUUGAUAAAUUAUGCGUUAAACACAUUUACUGAUCCUACCGCAGUUCUGCCGGAAGAUGUCUUAAGGCAUAAUGAACCUGAUACGGUAGAUGCACCGGGAAAAAUAAAUAUGAAGCUUUCUAUGGAUGGUAUUACGGUUGUUCUCAAUGACGAUUCAAUCCAAUUGGUUAGUUUGGAAUUAUCCGCCGCAGAGUUACUAUUAUUCAUAUUACCGGAAUCUAUGAAAGCGAGCGCAAAACUUGGUGGGUUACAGUUGACAGACAAGAUUAGUGAGGAUUUGCCCGAAGAUUCUAUAUUCAGGCAGUUGAUAUCUAUGAACGGUAACGAGGUCGUUGAGUUAGUGUAUGAGACAUUUGAUCCUACAAAUAACCCUCAUGAUUAUACUUCCCGGCUUGAUUACAAGACGGGAUCAAUGACUGUUAAUGUCGUUGAACAAUCCCUUCACAAGAUAAUUAACUAUUUUGCCAAAUUCCAGAAAAUGAAGGGUUUGUUUGAUAGAGCAAGACUAGCUGCGUAUGACCAGGCUGGAAACCUUGAUGUUGUCAAUAACAUGAAAUUAAACGUUCUUGUUUAUGCUCCUGUGAUCAGGUUCCCCAAGUUCAUUGAUCCUAGUACUGGCAAGUACGACGACGUAACCUUCUUUUUAGGCGAGUUGUUUAUUGAAAACACUUUUAUCAAUGGUGGGAAUGGGCUUCUUAAUAGGAUAAAAACAGGUAUAAGGAGGGGCAAGUUCACUUCUUUAUUUAACCUAGAGAACAAUGAAAUUCAGAAACUCUAUAUGAUGGAUGAUUUAGAUCUUCAUUUUGAUAUUGACAAUGAUCCGAAUGCAAAGGGCAGUGAUCCUGUCUUUAAGGUUAGAGGAUACUUUGAGCCUUUUUCCUCAAAGAUUACUGAGUUGCAAUUGCAAUUUAUGUUCCUUUUAUCAACUACAUUAGCGGAAUCAUUAACUAUUGAUGAAAUCAAGGAGACCGAUGAUAUGGAGUUUGCUGCUAUUAACGCUAGCUCUGUUAUUGGUCCAGAUGCGCAGUAUAAGGCAUCUUACGACGUUUUUAAAGACAGUAAGGUUGCUGAAGUACCUGACCCUAAGGGAAUACUUUGUGAUGUUGCAUUUGAUGCACCUAGUGUCUCUCUCACGCUGUUUAAUCAAACCAAUAACACAACAGAGGUAAAUGGACUAGCGAUUACUGAUAUCAGAUUACAUGAUUUUGGAUUAAGGAUGUCUCUUACUUAUGAUGGUACUUUAAAGGCAGAAGUUCAUAUCGCUGCAUUUACUGUAGAAGAUAUCAGAACCUCAAAAGAUAACAAGCAUACUAUGUUAAUUCCUAAAAUCGAUGGGGAUAGUUAUCAGUUUAUGGCUUCUCUAACAAAGAACACUGUUGACUCUAAAGAAACAAUUGAUAUUGCGGUAACAGUUGACAGUCCAAAAGUGAUUUUAGCGAUGGAUUACCUUUUUGCAUUAAAGGCUUUCUUUGACAGUGCUUUUAAUGUAAAAGGACCAUCCAGGUUACCUGGGAACGCCGAUAGGAAAUUUUUAGUGGAUGAAGCUGCUAUGAACAGCACAAAGCUGGAAUGUGAUACUGUGUCAUUGAUUCAAUAUUCGAUAAAUGUCAUUAACUCGCAAGUCAUUUUAUUGGCAGACCCAUCUAAGGUGGACUCUGAGGCUGUGGUUUUUGCUGUGGGGCAGUUACUGCUUUCAUAUCAAAACCUCUCUUCAUUGUUCAUCAAUAAUAUGGGGAUGUUUUUAUGCAAAAUGGGCUCCUCAAAUGAAGAUAAGAUUAGACUAUUGGACGAUUGUUCUUCUACAUUAUUUAUAGACGGUCGCGGUUCCGCGAAGAAUAAAUUGCUGACUGAAAUACAGGGUUCUAUUGGUAACAUUGUGAUGAGAUUAUCUUUGACAGAUAUCAGGCUAGCAAUUUCUAUCUUUAAUAAAGCCAUGGCUCUUGCCAAAGACAAUGGCUUGCUCAGGAAAGACUCAAAAGAGGAACAAGCUACUCUUGCUACGAGGUAUGGUAGGUUUUCGAAAGAUUUUAAGGAGAAGAUAAAACGAUAUGCGCCAAGUAUUGUUUCAUCUGUUAGUGAUGCUUCAAAACAUAGUAAUCAUUAUCAACCAGCCCCGGAAGUUGUGCUGAAAGCAGAAAAUAUGGAUAUCAGUUUCGCUGGGAUGAGGUUAGUUUUAAUUGGUGACGUGCAUGAACUUCCUAUCCUUGAUUUUAACAUUAAGCCAUUUACAAUUGAUGCCAAAGACUGGUCUUCAAAUAUUGAGGCUGUUGCAACUAUUGAAACUUAUAUCAACGUCUUUAAUUAUUCAAGAUCUAGCUGGGAAUACUUGAUUGAAGCAUUUCCUAUAACAUUCCAUGCAACCAAAGGGGGAGACAACGAUGCUUCGUUCUUAUUUGAAAUUGUGUCCAAUAAAGUCGCUGAGAUCACCCUAUCAACUAGAACUAUUGCAUUGCUUUCAAAUAUUUCAGAUUCGUUAUUUACUUCCACCGACUAUAACUUCAGCUCCCGUGGUGCUGAGAAACCAUACAAAGUUUUUAACGAUACAGGUCUAGAACUUAACAUUUGGAUACGUGAUGACAGCAUGCCGGAUAAUAGGCGACAGUUAACGACGUUACCAAAUGGAACAACUAUACCAUGGGAAUUUGAGGAUUGGAGAGCUGUGAGAGAAAGUCUGGACACAGAUAAUAGUAAAAACAUCUUGUUUGUUGAGAUCUCUAACUCAACUUAUAACACGAUUAUUGAAGUGGAUGCCACGGAAGAAGGGGAAAAACUGCAUAAGUUGUAUCCAGCUGUGAAUUCAGUACAUUCUCGUUUGGUGACAGAUUUAAAGUUGUGUGAGAACAAUGUUAAAUUGAUCACCAUCAGAUCUUCACUACUGAUUGAGAAUGCGACAUAUACGACCCUUCAACUUAAAAUUGGUCCUGACAAUAAAAAUGUCUGUAUCAUUGAUCCUGGAGAAAAGCGUUCUGUCCCAGUAGACUUUAUCUAUACUUCGAGAAUUUUGGUUAGACCAGUUAAUGGUACGCCUUAUAGAUGGUCUAGCUCUUUCAUUUUUUGGGAUGGAUUGUUGAAGAAAGGACCUAGAGCCUUGUACUGUGAGUCUUUUGAAUCGGAAUCGAAAUUUCAUUUAGAGGCAGAAGCUAGAUGCGACGACCAUGAACCGCUAACAAAAGUCUACCCUCACAUGACAAUUGUUAUCUCAUCUCCUUUGAUCAUUGAAAAUUUACUUCCAUUCGAUAUGAAUUUCUUGCUGUUCAGUAGGAGUACUCGUACUAAGAAUUGCAAGCUUCUGAAAAAGGGAGAGAAAGUUCCAAUUCACGACAUUUCACUUGAAGACUUCCUUUUAUUCUGUGUUCAGCCUGAAGAUGAAGGAUUUAAGUGGUCGAACGAGAUUAUUAUCAACUCUCCGAGAAACUCUGAAAUGACUCCAGAGACAAGGAUACAAUUAAAACAUGAAACUGGCCAAAAGGUUAACUUGAGAUUAUACUAUCAUCAGAUAGAGGGAAUGCGUGCCAAAUUAAUAAGCGUUUACUCCCCUUAUGUGAUAGUAAAUAAAACAGAAAGAGAUCUCUACAUAGAAGGUGACCGUCAAUGCGGUAUUUUGCAAUCACCUACUUUUAUUAAAGACGGUAAGCGCUUUAGUAGACCAAAGCUUUUUUCUUUUGAUAAAAGUGAUAGCAAUAAAAAUAGGGCACGAAUAAGAUUCAAAGGUAGUGCUCCUAGUAUUCCUACCUCAUUUGAGGCAAUUGGUCAAACUGUUGAUGUUACUAUGGAUAUCCCAAAUAAAGACAAGGAAUGUAACAUCGGAAUUUAUGUUACAGAGGGUUUUGGAAAGUAUGGCUUGACGAAGGUCGUUGAAAUCCAACCAAGAUACGUUAUGCGUAACAAGCUUGAUUUCGAUAUUUUAAUCACAGAGAGUGAGUAUUCGGAAGGUGUUUCCAGUUUGGCUCCAGGCUGUUCCAUGCCGCUAUAUAAACUUAAGAACACAGUGAACAAGCAAUUAAGAAUCAAGUUCCUUGGCUCUGAUUCCAUUUGGGCACAACCAUUCAUGAUUAAAGAUAUUGGAACUACAUAUCUUAAGGUUUUGCGUCAAAGCACUGGGCAUAUGUUACUACGCAUUGACAUAUAUUUGGACAAUGCAACACUAUUUAUAGAGGUGAAUGAUGCCAACGAUAAAUGGCCAUUUUCAGUUAGAAAUUUCAGUGAUCAUGAGUUUAUUUUCUGGCAACGUGAUCCUAAAAUAGUUGAGGAUGAUGAUGACGAUUUGGGCUAUAACCGUGACUACGAUAGCCGUGGAUAUACUCCAAUUUAUUACAAGGUACCUCCAAAGAGCGUAAUGCCCUAUGCUUGGGACUAUCCAAGUGCUAGACAGAAGAAAUUGAUUAUACAUGCCAGAAACAGAAGAAGAGAGAUAGACUUGAAUGAAAUAGGUAACUUGAAGCCAAUGAGGUUACCGGGAGCAAAUAAAACAUCACCUCCGGUUAUUGUCGAUUUUAAUAUUGUAAUGGACAACGGGAUACAGGCAUUGGUGAUAACCAACUACAAGGAAGAGCUAAGUUUGUACAAGCUACGAAACCAUCAGUCUAAUUCGAGCUCAUUAUCAGGAAGUAAUACAAAUGAAGGAUUCGAAGUUAACGAUAACGAUAAUGAAAUUAAGAUGAGAGUUUCAGUGGCUUUCCAAGGUGUCGGUAUCUCAUUGGUCAACUCUUCAAGGUUACAGGAGUUGUUAUAUGUUAGUAUGAAAGGCUUAGAAGUGCGAUACAAUAAUUCAGAAAUAUACCAGACAUUGACAUGGAAACUAAAGUGGAUUCAGAUCGACAAUCAAUUGUUCGGUGGUAUCUACCAAAACAUAUUAUACCCAACAAGGAUACCAAAUACUACGAAGGAGAUCAACGUGCAUCCUGCGCUUUCAGGCUCAAUCUCAAAAGUGAAGGAUAGUACGCAUAGCUCUCUCAACUUUAAGUUUGCUACUGUGUUAUUGCAAGAGAUGACCCUGCAAUUGGAUGAAGAUUUCUUGUUUGCGCUAAUUGACUUCUUCAAAAUCCCAGGCGCCUCUUGGCAAAAAACUAUUCCAGAUAUCUUAUGCCCUGAUAUUUGCGAGCUAUCCGAGCCUAGAAAAACCCAUAGUGAAUUGGAUGUUUAUUUUGAAAUGCUACAUAUCCAGCCAACCUUGUUGCAUCUAUCAUUUGUCAGAACAGAGCGACUAAACGCUGAUGAGGAAGGGAAGAAAGCGCACGGUACAAGCGCCGUCAUGUUUUUCCUAAAUGUGUUAACCAUGGCGUUGGGUAAUGUUAACAAUGCACCAAUAAAGCUCAGCUCGCUAAUGAUGGAGAACGUCCGAGUUUCUAUGCCCGCUUUGUUAGAAGUUAUCCAGGCCCACUAUGGACAGCAGUUCUUCUACCAAUUGCACAAAAUAUUAGGUUCUGCAGACUUCCUAGGAAAUCCUGUUGGUCUUUUCAAUACAAUUAGUUCCGGUGUGAAGGAUUUGUUCUAUGAACCUUACCAAGGUUACAUAAUGAACGACCGUCCUCAGGAACUAGGCAUCAGUUUGGCGAAGGGAGGGCUCAGUUUCAUGAAGAAAUCCGUUUUCGGUCUUUCUGACAGUUUUUCAAGGCUUACAGGUUCUAUGGCUAAGGGUCUCUCUGUUGCCACCAGAGAUACAGCUUUCCAGGACCGCCGUCGUUUGCAGCAGCAACAAAGAGGAGCCGUUGGUUUCGCAGCUAGCGCGUCCUCUUUCAUGAACACAAUCGGAAGCGGGAUAAGUGGCAUUGCCCUGGAUCCCUAUAAGGGCGCCAGCAAGGAAGGCCCGACUGGCUUCCUCAAAGGACUGGGUAAGGGCAUUAUUGGUCUCCCAACAAAAACUGCUAUUGGUGUACUAGAUCUCGCCAGCAACGUCAGCGAGGGCAUUAGAAAUACCACAACCAUGAUGGAUGGUGGCAAUAUAGACCGCGUCCGGCUUCCAAGGCACAUCGGACUUGAAAAAGUCAUCAAACCAUACAACCAGCGCGAAGCACAGGGCCAGUUCUGGCUCAAAACUGCUAAUGGAGGCCAGUUCCUCUACGAUCAGUAUGUGGGCCACCUCGUGCUCCGCCGCGAAGGCAAUGUUGUACUCGUGUCUCUAUCGAGAAUCAUUCGAAUCAGUCUAUCCACCCGUGAAGUGAUUCACCAGGCUAAUUUUACGGAUGUCGCCGGGAUCAGACUCUCGAAGAACGGGCUACACGUUGUCCUCCGCAACCCUAUGAACAAUCAACUCUUCUUCGCAUGUACAGACGCCGAAGAGAGACGAUAUCUAUAUAACAUAGUCGCAGUCGCUGUAACCGAGUUCAAUCAGCGCUACGACAACGAGCUAUAG